Molecule: messenger RNA, 1683 nt
Organism: Clonostachys byssicola
Lineage: Eukaryota; Fungi; Ascomycota; Sordariomycetes; Hypocreales; Bionectriaceae
Source: the annotation of a GenBank genome assembly
AUGUUGGGCCAUGAAUUACCCAGUAUCGACGCCGAUGCUAAGAAUGCAGCCCAGCAUGUCGAAGUACGGCCUACUACGGCUGCGGCGCUGCGACGCGAAGCUGCGAGCCGGCAGUCGGACCUGGAGAAGCAGCUCAGCUUCUUCAGAAGCUUGUCCGUCUUUUGGCGAAGCACACUCUGGGUUCUCUAUGGCCAGCUCGUUGUCUUUGGCUACGGAAUCGAUGGGUUGAUUGCUGGAAAUCUUUUGGCUAUACCAAAGUUCAGGUAUGUUUCCUUUCUAUCCACGCCCCUGUCUGAACGACUAUACAUUGGCUCACCAGUGCCGGUAUGCAGAGAGGAUUACGGUGAGCUUUUCGGCAGUGGCGACAAGGCCACUUUCAUCAUUCCGGCAACAUGGCAGAGCAUCUACGGAGGAGUAGCACAGCUAGCCGCCAUCCUCGGUGCCGUCAUCACUGGCUGGAUGGCGGACAAGAUCGGCCGGAGAUACACCAACCUUCUCUUCUGCUGUAUCUCCGUCGUUGGCGUCGCAGUUCAGUACAUAUCUACCCAAAGUGGAUCACUUCCCAUUCUCACCGCUGGCAAGGCGAUUAACGGCCUCUCUAUUGGAGCGUGGCUUGUUAUAGGGCCGCUGUAUGCCUCUGAGGUGGCACCGCUGCAGCUACGAGGCUGGCUGACUGCGAUGACCAACAUAAUCCAGUUCUCCGGCACACUUCUCUUCACUGGAAUCAUGUACCAGUUGGGUCCUCGGAACGAAAAGAGCGCCUAUAUUAUCCCUUUUACUUGUCAGUGGGCCAUUCCGUGCCUUGUCAUCUUGACCAUAUGGCCCUGGCCAGAGUCUCCUGUCUGGCUGGUGCGAAUGGGCAGGAUAGAAGAGGCCAAGAAGGCCUUGCUGCGGCUCCAUGGCCGAAACAGCGGCAUUGACCGAGAGGGAAUCCUCGCUGUGAUCGAGGAGUCGAUUGUGGAGGAGCACGAGGCACGCGACACGACCAAGGCACCCUCAUACCUGGAUGCCUUCUCCCCAGAUGACCGGAAGAGGACUCUGACUUGUAUGUUCAUCUAUGGCUGUCAGUACUUUUCCGGUAUCAUCUUUGUCCUCGGCUACCAGUCAUAUUACUACCAGCUGGCCGGGUUCGACGCAAAGUUUUCUUUCCUAUUGGGAAUGCUAAAUAAUUGCAGUAUGUUUGUAGCUAAUAUUCUUUCAUGGCCUCUCCUCACUAUUGUUGGCCGCCGGCCGUUAAUCGUUUGGGGCCAAUUUGUCUGUGCCUUGACCCUGCUCAUCGUCGGCGCUACAUCUAUUCCCGGGGACAAACAAAGUACCAUCGCCACUAUAUCGUUUAUGUUUGUUUGGGGUUUCUGCUAUCAGAUCACACUUGGCACAGUUGCUUGGACUGUGGUUGCCGAGAUCCCAUCCUUUAGACUAAGGUCUCGCACACAGGGCCUGUCUAACCUCGUCCUCUGCCUGGUCCAGUGGCUUAUUGGAUUUAUAUUUCCCUACAUAUUCAAUCCAGAUGCUGGAAACCUAUCUGGGAAGGUUGGUUUUAUCUUUGGGGGCACUACCUUGAUAGGUUUCAUUGGCUGCUGGUUUUUGCUUCCAGAGACAAAGGAUCGCCCGGUUGCUGAGCUUGAUUAUUUGUACAAAGCCGGAGUCAAGCCUCGACAUUUUAGCAAGACCAAGAUGAACUAG